AUGGCAACCCUUCAACAAGUUCUGCAACAUCAACAAGAGCAUGGCAUCCUGAUGGCUCCCACAGAGCCACCUCAAGAGACUGGCAAUACGGUAGAGAUACAGGCCACGCCGCAGUCCAUGCCCUUUGCCCUUCGCAACAACACAACCUCCUCUACCGUGUAUGCAUACGUCACCGGCCUCGACUUCAGCAACAAUAACUCUCGGGUGGUCCUGGUCCAGAGCGAUGGAAAGAGCCUUUAUUACCCGACGAGCCCCGCAGCGGACCUUCAACCCCUACUGGCCAACUGCGCUAUCCCGCUGGGUGCUCCCGGGACCACGACGACCGUCACUGUGCCGCGCAUGUCGGGCGGGCGCGUCUGGUUCGUGCAGGACGCAACCCUGACGUUCCUGCUCAACAGGGGUCUCGGUAGCAGUGCGGCGCUCGUGGAGCCGUCCAUCAUGAACCCGGCCGACCCCAACUACCAGCUGAACUGGAGCUUCUGCGAAUUCACCCUAAACGAUGUGGAGCUCUUUGCCAACAUCAGCUACGUCGACUUUGUCAACCACCCCAUCGCGCUCGUGCUCGAGUCCAACAGCAGAGGGCCACAGCGGGUCGAGGGGAUGCCGGCUGAUGGGCUGGCGACGGUGGCUCAAAAGCUCACGGAGCAGAACGGGAGGGACGGCGCGGGCUGGGACAGGCUGCUGAUCCGGCAGAUCGGGUCGGGCAAGCUCUUGCGCGCCGUCAGCCCCAACACGGGCAUGAACCUCUUCAGCGGUCUGUUUGCAACCUACUACGAUGGAUAUGUCAACCAGGUGUGGCAGAAGUACUCGGGCACGGACCUGACGGUCAACACGCAGUUCACCUGGGGCGUGGUCAAGGGCCGGGUGGCUAAUGGUCUGUUGGCCUUUGGCAGCGUCGGAAGCUUUGGUCAGCCCAGCACCCGGGACAUAUUCUCGUCCGACUCGGGUGCCUUUGCGCCGCCGGCAGGCGACAACCAGGAACAGCUCCGGAACAUCGCGGCCAGGCUCGCGGCGGCGUUCAACAGGUCCACGCUGCUCAUCAACGCCAACCAGCCGGACGGGGAGCAGAUAUCGACCUACUACACCAACACCGUGACGAAUCACUACUCGCGCAUCCUGCACGAGGUCAACAUCGACAAGAGGGGAUAUGCGUUCCCAUACGACGACGUUGUGCCUUCUGGCGGGGGUGACCAGGCUGGUACGGUCAACGAUGGGAAUCCAAAGGUGUUGACCAUCGUCCUUGGUGGUGGAAAUACUAGUACAGCGGCUGAGUAG
Pyricularia oryzae 70-15 is the source of this 1275-nucleotide messenger RNA. RefSeq names its product glucanase B. The transcript has a single exon. The record is from RefSeq and is a predicted model, not a curated record. Bases 1 to 1275 code for a protein of 424 amino acids. NCBI's taxonomy places the organism in Eukaryota, Fungi, Ascomycota, Sordariomycetes, Magnaporthales, Pyriculariaceae.